This is a messenger RNA of Mugil cephalus (flathead mullet), 3660 nucleotides long. It is a transcript of the gene nexn, whose product is annotated as nexilin (F actin binding protein). Bases 260 to 2866 code for a protein of 868 amino acids. The transcript has 15 exons. The record is from RefSeq and is a predicted model, not a curated record. Gene Ontology annotation, molecular function: cell-cell adhesion mediator activity. Gene Ontology annotation, biological process: homophilic cell-cell adhesion; dendrite self-avoidance; axon guidance. Lineage: Eukaryota; Metazoa; Chordata; Actinopteri; Mugiliformes; Mugilidae. Gene Ontology annotation, cellular component: plasma membrane; axon.
AACGGUACUUUUAUGGACACUUGGGACCGACACACAACCAGCAACCAGCAGUCCAGUUGGUGUACAGAGUGGUCGCUUCUCGGAUUGUCCCGUCUGUACACUUUUCCUGUUUUUGGUAUUUAUCCACCCAAAGGAUUAAAAAAAAUAAAUAAAUCAAGAAAGAAAGAAAAAACAAAGUCUUAACCCGGAUUACGACAUCAAGCUGAAAAGAUAGAAUCUGAACAGAGCCUGUUUGUCAACGUGUCAUUGUGGAACAAACAUGACCGAGGUGGCGCAGGUUGCGGAUAUAUUUGCCUACGACACAGAGGAUGUCACAAAUGAGAAUGAAGAUCACAUGAGUGGUUCAGAAAACAAAGAAGAAAAUGAUAUAACUCACAAAGAAGAUGAUGCGGCAGUCGAUGAACCUGAGGAGACAAGUGAGAAGACAUCACAUACAGAAGAUAAAAAACCUCACCACAAGAAUGAUGAAACAAGUGAAGAGACUGACGAGACACAGGUGAACGGUGUGGAGGACAAAGAAAAUGACUCAGCAAUGGAGAUAAAGGAUAGAACAGACACUGUUAAUGGUGUCACACAGAAAAAGGAAGAUCUACAACCUAAUGCAGAUGAAGAACAGAAUAUCUCUGAUCUGGCACUUAAAAAAGAGAAACUGCUCAGAUCCCGAAAGCCGGUGGCAAGAACCUACGUGCCGAAACUGAACAAAGACAAGGGAGAUGUGUCAGGCAAGUUUGAGGCCAUGCAGAGGGCCAGAGAGGAGCGAAGCAGACAGAGGAACAGUGAGGAGCAGCAGAAGAGGAAGGAGCAAUUCAUCAAGGAGAGAGAGUGGAAUCGCAGGAAGAUGCAGAUAAAGGAACUACUCGCUUCCAGUGAUGAGGAAGAAGAGGUGAAGCCAAAGGUAGAAAAAUCCUACGUCCCCAAAAUCACAGGUAGCGUAAAAGGGAAGUUUGCAGAAAUGGAGAAACAAAGACAAGAGGAAGAAAGGAAGAGGAUGGAGGAAGAGAGAAAGAAGAGGGAGGCCCAGGACAACAUGGAGAAAGCCAAAAUCAAGAAAGAAUUGGCUAAGAAAGCUGCUGAGGAAGGAGAUGACACAAUCCUGGUUCGUGUGGUUCCAGCGAAGACAUCCCGACCUCCGGGCAGAAUCAAGGUGAACUUUGAAGACAUGGAGAAGAACAGAGAGGAGGAACUGAAGAAGAAGUCAGAGGAUGAGAAAAAGAGACGAUACGAUGAAAACAGGCGCUCCUUCAGGGAAGCCAAGCGGCGAUCGGUUGUUCAGCAGGAUCAGGAUGAAGAGGAGAAGCCUGCAGAGAAGGCACAGGUGACUCCCGGAAAGCUCAAGAUGACAUUUGAGGAGCUGGAGAAGGAAAGGCAGGAGCAAAGGAAGAAGCAGGCCGAGGAGGAAGCCAAACGCCGUCUGCUGGAGGAGAAGAAGGCUUUUGAAGAAGCCAGGCAGGGGAUGGAAGAAGAUGGGGAAGGCACUCAGCCAGCUGAGGAAGACAAGGAGGAAUUCCGUCCAGGAAAACUGAGACUGAGCUUUGAAGAGUUGGAGAGGCAAAGGGUAGAAGAAGAGCGCAAGAAAGCAGAGGAGGAAGCCAAGAAACGAAUGGAGGAGGAGAGAAGAGCUUUUGCGGAAGCCAGGAAAAGCAUGCUUGUGGAUGAGGAUGAUGAGGUACUGAUGGCCUUGCUAAACCUGGAAGGCAGUAAACCUGGGAAGAUAUGUGCCAGUUUUGAGGAUCUGGAACGCCAGAGAAGAGAGGAGGAACAGAAGAAGGCCGAAGAGGAGGCCAAAAGGAGACUGGAAGAGGAAAAGAGGCUCUUUGCUGAAGCACGCAAGAGCAUGAGCCCUGGACUGGAUCAGGAAAAGUCUGCAUAUGGAGAUGGAACAGUACUAGAUGAAGAUGAAGGUAUGGUGAAGAGUGAAUCUCAAGAAGCACUCCACCCCAGAAAACUGGAGAUUAACUUUGAGGAGUUGCUGAAAGAGAAGGAGGAAGCUGAGAGGAGGCGCAAGGCAGAAGAGCGCAAAAAGAAACUGGAGCAAGAGAAGCAAGAAUUUGAACAACUCAGACAAGAGAUGGGCGAGGAUGAAAUAAAUGAAAGCUCUGAUGUUGUAAGCAAAGAGUAUGAAGAGUUGACUAAGCUGAAGAGAACUGGCUCCAUUCAGGCCAAAAACCUCAAGUCCAAAUUUGAGAAGAUCAAGCAGCUGACUGAAGAGGAGAUUCAGAAAAAGAUUGAGAUGGAGAGAGCACGGAGGAAGGCCAUUGAUGAUGAGAUUAAAGAGAGAGAAGCUGAGAGAAUCCAGGAUGAAGAUGAGGAAGGAGAAGCAACUCAAGUUAGGGCUGAGGAGUCACCAUUUAAACAUAAAGUGGACAUGCGAGCCCGGUUUGAACAAAUGGCCAAAGCCAGAGAAGAGGAGGAAAGGAGGAGGAUAGAGGAGCAGAAGCUGCAGAGAAUGCAGUUUGAGCAGCAAGAGAUUGAUGCGGCCCUCCAAAAAAAGAAGGAGGACGAUGGGGAGGAUGAAGGCAGCAUCAUAAAUGGCUCUGCAGCUUACGAAGAUGAGGAGGAACAUGCCAGGUCGGGGGCACCGUGGUUCAAAAAGCCCCUUAAAAAUCAGUCCGUGGUGGAUUCUGAGCCAGUUCGAUUCACCGUUAAGAUCACAGGGGAGCCAAAGCCAGAGGUGACCUGGUGGUUUGAGGGAGAGAUGCUCCAGGACUGUGAGGACUAUCAGUAUAUAGAAAGAGGAGAGACGUACUGCCUCUACCUGCCAGAGACCUUCCCAGAGGAUGAGGGAGAGUAUAUGUGCAAGGCUGUGAACAGCAGAGGCACAGCAGCAAGUACCUGCAUCCUCACAAUAGAAACUUACGACUACUGAUGACCCUCCUUGUUCUGGAGAUUUUCCCUGUUGUCUCUCACUCCUAUUGUUUGUCUUGUCAUGGUAUGGUUAAACAAUAGAGAGGAGAAUAUAGCAGUAUGCUUGGCAUUCCUAAGGGACGGAUACAAAACACAUACACACACAAAAAAAAAUAAGACGUUGUUUACGUAUUGCUCAGUUGUAAAGCUGCACCCCCUGUUAGCAUGUAGGAUGAUACCUGUGCCAAAAACAGAUUCUUGUUCCCAAGCCAAGGGUUGCACAACACUUCAAAACAAUCUUUGCUUCAAGGCCCUAAUCAUAUUUGUGAUACCAACAGUUUCUGUGUGCAGUAUUGCAGUAGCUACUGUAUUGUAAAUACCACAUUUUGGUGCAUAAAUGCUAUAACUGAAGUAUUGAAAUGUAAAAUGUAAGGUGUCCUUGUGUAUUAAUUAAAAGAACAACAUGCAGCAAUAUCAAUACAACCUCUACAUUUAGGGAUAACACGGUCAUCACUCAGUACUCUGUGCACAAUGACAAUGGCAAUAUAAGUGCAGCUGCAUACUGCAGGAUCAAUAAGUAUAAGAACUCCUGUGUACAUCCUGAUUUUUAUUUGCAGCAUCUAAAAAAAUGAAUGUGGAUUUUUCAUGCGACAACCGUUUUUUCUUUUUUUCUUUUUAGAGUUAAAUGUAAUACUCUUGAUACGGUUUUCAUCAUUCAGUUGUCAACAGUUUUAUGGUUUGAUAAUGAAACAAAAAAUGUAGGUUAGAAUAUUUGUCAUAUAAAUAGAAAAGGUUUUAAUAAAAUUUCCAAAAAGA